AGAACUAAAUGGUCUUCUGUUGCAGCUUGUUAUUCAAGAAUCCUUUCCCAUUCUCAAUGCUCGCUUUGAUGUCAACACCACGCAACUGAAGGUGAAAGUAAUGGCAGCUGAAAAUAGGGAUAGGUUGGAGGAGGACCAAGUCAAAUUAGCAAACAGGAUCGUUGAUAAACUGUUGGGGUUUACAGAAGUUUUCAGGGCCCUUGUCGAAAGUAAAAAGCCCAUUAUAGGUCACAAUCUGCUCACCGAUCUGAUGCUGUUUUACGAGAAGUUCCACCGACCUUUACCACGUAGUUAUUCAUCAUUCAAGGCCCAACUUCAUGAGUUGUUUCCUAAAGUGUUUGACACAAAGUACCUGUCGUAUGAAAUGAGAAAGAAUCUAAUUGAUGCUGGCCUCCCGGUCCAAAACACAAGUCUAGGUUGCUUGCUUGAAAACCUUUCAUCGAAAAAAGGAACACUGAUUGUUCUUCAUUCACCCCAUAUCUUCCAUGGGGAAAGGUUUCACAAAUAUGUGGAUGGUGGUGUCUUGCACGAAGCGGGUUAUGAUGCAUAUGCAGCUGGAUAUGUUUUUAUGAGGCUAGCACAUUACAUUACUGCCAAGGAUAUCAAAGUCAUGGCAAGUCGACCUCUUGACUUCAGAGAAUACAUUUGGAAGCUGAAAGAUUACAAGGAUAAGGUCAACAUCAUCAGAGCUGCUGUAAACCAUGUGAAUCUCUCAGGGUCAGACCCACCUAGCAGGAGACCACAGUGGCUUCAUGUAACAUCUAAGAAACUAACUCAGUCAUUGGAUGGGGUUAAGCUUGCACACAUCUUUGGUUCUUACAGCUCAGUUGAUGUUCAGGUUAUUGACAGAAGACAUGCUCUAUUAGCUGUAGCAACUUUUGGAGGAUGCAAAGAUAUCAUGAGAGCUUUCAAAGAACAUGACACUCUUUCAGUUGUCAAGUACAGCCCCUUACACCACAGCAAACGUGUUAGGAUAGGACUGUGGAGUGCCUUGAUGUUUUCUGGAGCUAUAUGUGUCUGGGCUUUCUUUGGCAACCAACCCAAACCAGCCAGGUGAUUCCUCCAUACCUUAGUCAGGUGACUAACAUCAGGUGACCAACUCAUGUGACCAAGUCACACGACCACCUCUUCAGAUAUUGUGCUGGAAUGAGGCAAUGAGGGGUAGUUAUACAACCAUUACUUUUAUGGUAAUAUCUUUUCAUCAGAUUUCUUCUUGAGUCCUCAUCUAGAAGAAGGAGAUCUGUCUAUGACCUAAAAUUUCCACCUAAUCUUGACCAAACCACAAACUUAUUUCUUUUGUUGACUUGCAUCAUUUGAGUUCCAGGUCAGUCACUCAGUGGCGGGUUUAGCCUGAUUACCAUUUUGCAAAACAGUAUGGCCCAUUGAAUGGUGUAUAAACCCACUUGGAUCUGCCCCUAGUUCACUAACUGAGAGUAGGAACUUAUAUUAUUCUGAUUAUUGCGUGAUAGCUCUAUGUCCCACUAUUGAAUUAAUUGAAAUUUGGCCAGUGUGUUUCUUCAAAGCUGUUAGUAAGUUACAUUUAACUUAUGAAGUCAUGAUGUUCUUGAUUGCUAAAUCGGAUUCUUGGUCAUAUUGAUUUCUUUCAGCUGAAUUUAAAAUGUGAUUGCUGUAGAUUAAAUGAUUGUUAUUAAGAAGUUUGUGAAUGCAAAUCUUAUUAGUGGUUGGAAUUUGAGUGGGGUUAUAGGAAAUUCAAUCUCACUUUGUUGAAACAUAAGGGGAAAUUUGUAGUACUGGUAUAUCAUUUAUCACAAAAACACGCUCCAUUCAUUUAUGGAUAAAGCCCUGCAUACAAGCCUUAUAUAUCAUGUAGGUAUUGCAAAUUUUUAUCAAAGGCCAAGUCAACCUCCACAUAUAGUUGAUCUGAUUACCUGAAAAGAAAAUGAAACAAGUGUAACCAUGAUUUUUUUUUUCAAAUUUGUAUGUAAGAUAAAAAGUUACAGAGUUUUAAAAUUUUGCUUAUUAAAAAAAAAUAUUCAUAUGCAAAUCCUGGCCUGUACUCAAAUGAGGAAGUCGCUGAUGUCACAUACCCGCUAUAAAUUUUACAUUUAUUAUAUGUCUUAUGAAAGAUGUCAAUUUGUAUAGCUGUAGUGAUAAAGUUUUUACUGACUCACAACUAUAGUAAUAGUGAUUUCAUACAUUUCUUGCAGAAUAAAAUCAAGAUUGACAUUAUUGGAGGAAAAACUUGAUAUAUUUGAUAUUUCAAAUAAUACAACACAAAAGAUAUAUUGGGUGCAUUACAUCAUUGGCUCUAGUGACCAAUCAAUGGUUAGUCUGCUGUGCAAACCCUUCACUCGAGUUACAUAUGCCUUGUGUACUGAAAGUCCUCCUGAAUUGAAACAGCAAGUUUUGUAUGUGCUAGACUUUGCAUGGAGACACACUUGUUGAUCAAAGGUUCAAUCAGGGUCUGUGCCUGCAGACUAAUCAAUAGUUGCGCAAGAAAAAGAUAUGCUUGAUCAAGUGUAAUUCUUGCAAUUGAGUGUAUAUUGAUUGCAAAUCGAGUGUAUCAUUUUUCAAUUUCAGCUGAUCCAAUUGAAACUGAUUGAGAAUUUGAUUUAACAUAAGAACAUGUUCUCUAGUGAUGUAAUAAUUAAAGAAUCUUGCCAUCUCUCAACCGAAAAAUUUCUCUUUCGGUAUGAAUCUCUUAUUCAGUGGACAUUUCAUAGUUGUGCAACCAACAUGUGCAAUGCUGAUACAGUAUUUAUCAAGCUACUUGUGUUUUUCAUUGCAGUGCAAUGCAAUUUACAAACUUGAAUGUAAGAUUUAAUUUAGAAUGAAGAUAAGUGGAACCUUACAUAUUACAUUUCUUGGGAGUGUGGCAUAGAUUCCUUAGUUAUUUGUUUAUUCCAUAGCCAUUAGAUAAUUAAGACACAUUGCAUACAGUAAAUAUUGCCAUUUGUGUAUGAAAAGUCUGUCUUAUGAUGCUAACAAUUUUUAAAGCAGCACCCUUUUUUUCUUCAGCCUUGUAUAACCAUCAAUCUGUAUAGGGCUUUUAUAAUCAGUUUAUUUAACUUCAACAAGUUUAUCAUCCCUAAAACUGGGUGAAUAAUUUGUGACCUUUUUAAUUAUUUUCAUAGGAUUUUGGAGGUGUAUUGUAAAACUUAGAAAAUGUCUUAGAAAUAGCAACUUGCCAAAUUCUCUCCUAAUACCAAGAAAAAAUAAGGAGUUUUCACAAUUUCUUACAACAUUGUGAUUAUUAUCCUGUAUGCUCAUUGUUACUUUGGAUGUAACUUCCAGAAAGGUAGUCAGUCAUCUUCAGUGCCUUUUUGCAUACAUUUGUAAUUAUUUUAUAUUUUGUUUUAAUUGUUAGAAUACAAAUGCAUGUUUUAUUUUGGUUUUUAUUGCUCAAGACAAUCCACAGUGGUUGCACCACUGACAAUACCACAAUACACAUAUUUAUUUCUUUCUUUUUUCUUUCAACUCUUGAAUAUGGGAAUGAUUGAAUCAUAAAAAUAUAAAUCGUUGACAGUUAACACAAAAGUAUUUGAAUGUUGGAGUCUUUUAUGGGUUUGGAUUUUAUUUAAAUAAGUUUUAAUUGUAACUAUCAUUUGUCAGUGCUUUAGAUAAAAAAAAAUAUAUUUUUCCUGCAUUUGAAAAUUAAAACCAUUCUCAGACAGUGCCUGAUCAUUCAUUCCCUGAAUGUAUUAACGUUUUAAAUAAGAGCCAUGUACAUAUAUGAUGAUUAUGCCAUAAAGUAUGUUUUGUAAUGAAAUAAAAUCCUCAAAUUCA
Molecule: messenger RNA, 3747 nt
Organism: Lytechinus pictus (painted urchin)
Lineage: Eukaryota; Metazoa; Echinodermata; Echinoidea; Temnopleuroida; Toxopneustidae
Product: pre-piRNA 3'-exonuclease trimmer-like
Exons: 14
Coding region: 101-1057 (318 amino acids)
Biological process (GO): nuclear-transcribed mRNA poly(A) tail shortening
Cellular component (GO): endoplasmic reticulum; cytoplasm
Molecular function (GO): RNA binding; poly(A)-specific ribonuclease activity
Source: RefSeq, a predicted model, not a curated record